Paramisgurnus dabryanus is the source of this 2051-nucleotide messenger RNA. The record is from RefSeq and is a predicted model, not a curated record. Lineage: Eukaryota; Metazoa; Chordata; Actinopteri; Cypriniformes; Cobitidae.
ACAACUGCAGAUAAAUCUGGAAUUUAACAAAGUAAAGUCCGAUGAAAGUGCCAAUGCUAAUGCCCUGGUUGAUGACUGUGGACCCGGACAAUCUCAUAAAGGUGAUCUGUAGGAGACGCUGUUGUACGUCAGGAAGAGUUCCAUUUACAUCCAAGUGUUGAUUACUACAUAGAACAAAACUUAAAUAUAUAUUUUAGAAUAUAAGCAGCGUGUUAAGUGUUUACGUACGUUUAAAUUGAAUCAGCUCUGUUUUAAAGCAGUUGGUAGGUAAGUUAAGUUAAUCACUCCAUGAUUUGCUUAAUAAAAGUCUACUGUGAAGUUCUUCUGACAAACACGUAUAGGUUAUAUUGCAUUAUUUACAACGUGUGUAUUGCUAGCACAGCAAAAAUCGAAGUAACGCAAGUAAUUCUGAUGUGUACUGUAUCUGGUUGCCAUGACAACCUCUUAAAUGUUACUCACAGAUUUUGAAUUUGCGAGUUUACUUCAGAAAGUGUGAUUAACCAAAUCAACCGACCUAGCGUUACAUCCGGUAAAAUUUUAGUUACUAAAUAUUUUCUCUACUCUGUUUUUUUAUCUAAAUACUACAUGAAAUUGCUGUUUUAAGAAAAUAUAUCCAAAAAGUGUACAUUAUAUUAUAUUAUAGAUGACGUACGAGUUGCAAAACGUGGGAAAAGGCGGCGGUUUGGCCUCUCUUCCGGUUCGUACGUCCUUAUAGGCAGAAGUAGCUACCGUCCAACAAUGGGACUUUCAAGAAAGAUUUUAUCGCUCUGUGAACACAAGGAUGUAAAAGGAAACAGAACGUUAACUAAAUGGCUUCAAAAAAAAAAGCUAAUGUGUUCUACAUAUAAAUGCAGAAUAUGUAAAAAACAUAUGAAAUUGAGGAAGGCACAUAACAAAGAUGGAUACCAAUGGAUAUGUCAACGAAGAGCACACACUGAAAAAGUGACAAAAUCAUGCAGGUCAGGAUCAAUCUUUGAAAAGUCUAAGACAAGCUUACAAAACUGGAUGACUUUCAUGUACAGAUUCUGUCAAGGAUUACGUUUGCGCCAAGUCGACAUGGUCCAGGAUGGCAUUGCUGGAAGCUCCUCCACCCUUACUAAAAUGACCCAUAAACUGAGAUUAGUCUGCAGGAAAGCCCUGAAGAUGUUCAAAAGGAAGACAGGACAGCGCAUGGGUGGAAGAAGGGAAUUUAUUGUGAUAGAUGAGAGCAACUUCCGCCAUAAAAGGAAGUACGGACAAGGAAGAGCUGGACAGACAUGGAAGAGAAAGAAGUGGGUCUUUGGCAUGCUGGCUAUAAAGGGUCAAAGAAGAAGGCCAGUGUUGCGGCUUGUGGAACGGCGCUCCAGAAAUCACCUGCUUCCCAUCAUUAGAAGACAUGUUCGUCAAGGGUCAACCAUUUUAAGCGAUGAGUGGCGAUCCUACAGAGCUCUAUCAAAUCUUGGUUACACUCACUAUUCAGUAAACCACAGCAGAUGGUUUGUUGAUCCAAACCAUGGAGGACAUACACAAAAUAUUGAAAGAGCUUGGUUAACCUACAAAAGCCAAAUUUGGCGACUGAGAGGAAAUAGGACAGAGAAUCUUCUAAAAGAACAUUUGGCUUUUAUUGAGUGGACAUACUGGCUGGGUUACCAGCAUAAAGAUGGUCCUCUAGGUCGUCUUAUAAAAGACAUUAAAAGGUAUACAAAAUGUAAUUAAAGCAUACAUGUUCUAGCCCAAUGGCAAUACAAAAAGUCACCACAUUUUUUGUUCCAUACUUUUUGUUUAAAACUAUGGCUCAGUGGCAAUAAACACAUCAACUUUAACUGUUGCUUAUUACAUGCAUAUUGUUGAAAUCUGUAUUUUUUUCCUAGUUAUGAUGAUAGAUACAAAUAAUGAAACCAAACUCUGGAGUCAUUUUAAGCUUUUGAGGUUUAUGGUGAACUUUUAAAUAGUAUGUGUUCAGAUAAUUCCUUUGUAAGUAUGUAGUAACACUUGAGUCAUUACUAGCGGGUUACCAUGAUCUUCACUUUAGAAUACUGAUCCAAAAAAUUAGUAAUUACUUUGUAAGGAUG